AUGCAGAGAGUCAUCCAACGGACGGCUUCGGCGCGGAAGCAGGCCAUACGCAGAACCAACAAAAUCCACGAACGACAGGAAUUGUUGGACCGCGUCGGAAUUCGACGAGCGCGGAAGGACUAUGGCGGCACACUUUCUAGCCAGUUUCAAGCAGCACGAAAAGCCCGCUGGGAGGAUUGGGAGAAGGGGCCUCUUGCUCCAAUGCGAGACUCCGGUUUGGAACAAACUACAUAUGGUGGUCAGGGAGGCAACCUUUUGCAUCCUCCGGCCCUCCCUAAGCACGAACAACGCAGACACGUUCUUUUCGCCGAGGGUGACCGGGUCUGUGUUAUGCGAGGACGGGAUCAGGGAAAAAUCAGCGUGAUCCAGCAGGUCAACCGCGCUAGCGAGACUGUUCUUAUCAAAGAUGUCAACAUGGGCGAUGUAAUCAUUCCCGAAUGGGCCAAAGAUCGAGCGGGUAUGCAAGGUGACACUGCACCGCAGCCCUUCCCUGUGUCCUUCGACGAUAUCCGACACGUCAUUCCAGUGCAAGACACCGAGACUGGAAAGACACAACAAGUCAUUGUCCAGCAUGCCUAUGCCGCUGGGCCGUACACCGAGCGAGGGGAACACAGCAAGCUCCCACGAUACACUCGCUACGUCUCCGGGAUGGACAUCGAAAUUCCUUGGCCGCUGGAGGAAGAGCCUGUCAUCACCGACGGCGCAAUGGACACAACACGAAUGGCGGCUGAGACCAUCACAUUUACACCCACAUUAGCGCAGCCACCCAUGCCCUCGAGCGUCAUUGAUGAGCUGCGCAACAAAUACUCGAGAUUCCGCACUCGACACGACCCAGAAUACCUGAAAGCAAAGAUGAUGGAGGAUUAUCGCACCGAAUACAGAGAAACGGUUUCAAUGAUGACACCGAAGACAGAGGCCAAGAACAUGAAGAUCGCCCAAUGGGCGGAACAGAACAAGGCUAAAGUGGAGGCAGGAUUGACCCAGGCUUCCCUCAACUUCAUUGCCAAACACCUGGAGACUCACGCUAUCCCUGCCUCUUCCAAGCAGCGAAAGACGGCCAAGAAGUCGAAGUCAAAGUCCAAGCAAGCUGCUUGA
Molecule: messenger RNA, 1095 nt
Organism: Penicillium bovifimosum
Lineage: Eukaryota; Fungi; Ascomycota; Eurotiomycetes; Eurotiales; Aspergillaceae
Product: mitochondrial 54S ribosomal protein uL24m
Exons: 2
Coding region: 1-1095 (364 amino acids)
Biological process (GO): translation
Cellular component (GO): mitochondrion; ribosome
Molecular function (GO): RNA binding; structural constituent of ribosome
Source: RefSeq, a predicted model, not a curated record